Messenger RNA from Periconia digitata, 413 nucleotides. NCBI's taxonomy places the organism in Eukaryota, Fungi, Ascomycota, Dothideomycetes, Pleosporales, Periconiaceae. The record is from the annotation of a GenBank genome assembly.
CCGACUGUCAUUGGACGAAAACAGCAGGUGAAUUCUCGGAACAUGCUACUGGCCGUCAGAUACUACAUCGCAAUCUCUUAUACAUCGGCAUUUCAAUCUAUCGGGCGAAUUCUUGCAUCGCGCAUGCUUACGUUGCAUUUCGUAUGAGUUUGCAGAUCUCCAAAGGACAGGCUGGCUGCCGAUUACCUGCGUACAUGGACAGCAGACAUCUGGCGCCUCUCCUGACGACCAGGUACAUGAACGAUAACCUUCAACCAAGUGUCCGCACCCGCUUCAUCACACUCAACUUUCCAAUCACCAGUCACAUGUCAGGGGCAGGCCCCCCUUUGCCCCAGCGCUCCCCGGACUUGCGAUCGCUUGUUCAACUACCGCGUCAGCGAAUCUGCUUCCUCGCUUCACAUCCCCCACAGUAG